Messenger RNA from Syngnathoides biaculeatus (alligator pipefish), 964 nucleotides. RefSeq lists its product as uncharacterized. NCBI's taxonomy places the organism in Eukaryota, Metazoa, Chordata, Actinopteri, Syngnathiformes, Syngnathidae. The record is from RefSeq and is a predicted model, not a curated record. The coding region runs from base 300 to 935 and encodes 211 amino acids. The transcript has 6 exons.
AAUAGGGCUCAGGUUAACAUUCAUAAAAGUUUUUGUAGUGAGUCCAACAAGGAAAAAAAAAAAUUGCGUUGCUGUCGACUCGUUGCAAAAGACAAAGCAGGAAAUCAAAGACUUGGAAGGUGUGGCAAAAUCCUUUCCACCGAAGUUUCUGACCAAAUGUUUGGAAAUGCGAUCGAUGGAGGCGCUCGUGCACGCGAACCUUCCGGAAGGCGGCCUAUAAAGGCGGCGGGGUCCCGGUCCUCGGCGCUCCUCGGCGCUCCUCGCUCGACUCGACUCGACUCGACUCGUCUUCGGUCGCCAUGGAAACUGCGCGCCUCGUCAUCCUGUUUGCUUUGGCCUGCUCGGCCGCCGUCGGCGCGCCGACGCCCGACGACUGCGCGCCGUUGGUGACGCCGCUGUCGCUCGACGACCGCCAACAGAUGUUCGGCCAGAAGAAUUUCAUCUCGGCCUUCACCGACGACGCGGCCUACAACGCCAUCCUCCGGGUCACCGAAAGCACUCGCGUCACCCUGAGCGCCGCCGCCCACAACGACAAAGAUGUGGUCCUCUACGAGGAGAUGAAGAUGAACGGCACCUGCUACGGCACCAGGGUCAACAUCUCCAUCGACGGCGACGUGGCGUCCACCCAAAUGCGAGACAUCUCGUCGCGCUUCCACCUGCUGCCCACCUGCGACGGCUGCCAAGUGCUGAGCAUCAACAGCACGGCUCGCAACCUCAAGACCUUCCUGGAGGCCUUCAACAUCCACUUGGACGAGGCCGUCGACGACGAGAUCGCCGUCCGUGCCCUCUACCUGUUUGGGAACCACGUGAGCGACGCCGACUUGCAACGCUUCCAGAAGCAGGCCAGCUGCUUGGGCUUCUCCGGAGAACCCGUCUUCACGAUGGACCCCAAAAAAGAGUUCUGCGACGGCCACAAAAUCAUCAUGAUCAGCUGAAGCUCAAUAAACUUGUCAUGAAGGACAAA